AUGGCAUAUCCAGACUCCGCAAUACCCAUGAGCAUGCACAAUCCGGUCGGGUUCAAGAGCGAACUGGGCGGCUACCUCGAAUCACUACCACGGCCCGGACAACAAGAACCGACACGACAAGCCACCCUUGCUGUAGUGGUGAGGGUUGACUGUGACCCUGCCCCUUUUCAGGCAGCCUUGACGGUCGAUAGUCUGCUGGAAGCUGCAGAUUCCAACCACGAAUCCAGACGCGCCGGGGGCGCAGAGCCAUUGCCAGAGCAAGCAUCGCAAUGGCGCAUUCUUCGAACGGUGCACCUAGUCCCCGCUGGAGAGGUGAAUUAUGACUGGGCGCUGGCUGAGAAAGAUUGGGCGCUUGCUCAGCUCAAACCUCAAGGAAAUUCCUCCCGUCUCACCAAUACUAUCACCAUUCCCUAUGCUCUAGUCAACGACUCCGAAAGGAUUCAGAUGGCGCAUUCGAUCCUCGCGCAGACUAUAGCCCCGAGUACCCAUUUCCAAGACGGCCGACGUGUUUACGUCAUCUCUGGAGUUCAGGGCGUUUUGAUCGGCCGACUCCACAACGCCAGACGGCAGAAUGAAAGAGACAUGCUCAGGUGGAAGGUCGUGCUGGAGGGCGAAUACGAGUUUCAUAGCCUUGAUCAGGGAUCUGUCGUAGUAGACGGAGAGGCUUACCCAGACAAAGGCCCCAUGACCCGCGAUGUCUUCGGUCACAUCAUCAGGCCUGACUGCUCUAUUGGCACAGUCUCCCCGAUCAAGCAAGUUUUGAGGCAGAUCCAGGACGCCUACAAUGCUAGGAGUGUAAAGCUGGUAGCCUUUGAGCGGCCAGUUCCUGGGGGCUGGGACACGACCAGGAACCAUCAUCGAUAG
Molecule: messenger RNA, 864 nt
Organism: Lasiosphaeria miniovina
Lineage: Eukaryota; Fungi; Ascomycota; Sordariomycetes; Sordariales; Lasiosphaeriaceae
Exons: 2
Coding region: 1-864 (287 amino acids)
Source: RefSeq, a predicted model, not a curated record